Molecule: messenger RNA, 5952 nt
Organism: Cercospora beticola
Lineage: Eukaryota; Fungi; Ascomycota; Dothideomycetes; Mycosphaerellales; Mycosphaerellaceae
Source: RefSeq, a predicted model, not a curated record
CCCUGUCAAAACAGGCAAGAAAUGCCUACGGUUGGCGCUGACCUUUCCUGGCUAGAUGCCAUCGGUCCUGAGAUAGCACGAGAUUGUGUGUCUCACGCGAUACGCGAUCGUCCACGGGUUCAGGCGAAAUCUCUUCAUCAUCAUCAGCAUCAAUGUCGUCUCUCUCCCAGCCGUCGUCUUCACACCCGGGCAAGAAAGAAGACGUAACGGCAAGAUGGGCAUGGCAAAGCCAACCAACAGUGCUCUAUUCACUGAAUUGUGGAUAGAGUAUGCCAUUGCCAUGCUCGCUUUGGCUUUGCGCUUCUUUUCCCGGAGGAGAAUGUUCGGACUCAAGAAUUUCGACCUUGGUGAUGCCUUUGCUGGGCUCGCCAUGGUAUGUUAUACUCUUGCUGCAGUUGGGAUUUAUCUUGUCACGCUGUUUGGCAACAACAUUGGUCUGGACGAUGCGACCGCGAUGCAAGUACCUGACGACAAACUCCCAAGGAUGAUUCUUGGGUCGAAACUGGCCGUCAUCAACUGGUACUGGUACAUCACUCUGCUCUGGUCCCUCAAAGGCGUACUGCUCAUGGUGUACGUCAAACUCGGCACCGGGAUCGAUCGACAGGAAUGGGUCGUGCGAGGUGUCUGCGCCUUCGCAAUAGUGUCCUACGUGGCCUCCAUUCUCUGCCAUACUCUGGUCUGCACACCGCCAUGGAAGGGAUGGCAGGUCAAGCCAUAUCCAGGAGACUCUUGCACCAUGCGAAGAAUGAAUUAUAUUGUCAUCGCCAUCAUGAAUGGAGUCAGCGAUCUGGCCAUUAUAGCUGUUCCCAUGCCAAUACUGUUCCGGGUCAAGGUUCAACUCUCCAGGAAGCUGGUUCUGGUUCUGCUGUUUUCACUAGGCUUCUUCUGCAUCAUCGCGACAAUACUUCGGGCAUAUUACUCGCUACUUUCCUUGGAGACCCUCUCAGUUGCGCUAGGUUGGACGAGUCGAGAAACUUGCAUCGGAACAAUCGUCGCUUGCGCUCCAGGAAUCAAGCCACUGUUCAGCACCUCGAGAUGGUAUCGAUCGAAUGGAUCUAGAUCCCGCGACAAAGCUGCUACACCAGAUGGUAGCCACUACCUACCGUUCUCGAAAAAGGAUACACCAAACCCGGGCAGCAAAUUCGAUGGCCAGAUCACAGUUUCAAGGUCCGUGGACGUCUACCGCUCCGAAAAUAGGCAGUCCAUUGACAGUCCUUAUGGGGUAGAAAUGGCCAGAUGGAAGUCCAAGGGUCAAGUAGGCUCUUUAGACAGCGACGAGAGAGUUAUUAUCGAGCACCCGCAGGAUACCAUGACCAAUAGGAGCCACAACAGCCACAGCAGUCACAAGAGCGCCCAGUACAGCCUUAGAGAGUUCUUCAUGAGCGAAAAUGCCAGAUCGAAACAUUGAACACAAAUUUGCAGGCCAUUGCCGAAGGCCAAAUCCCGAUACAGGAAAUCAUUCCAUUUUCCACCGCCACCAUCUGCGUAAUCUCCGCGGCAUGUUUAGCAGCUUUUGGACCAGCCCGCAAGAAAUGGAUUGCGGUCCGAUGAGGAAACCUUCACAUCGCAUCAAAAGCGGCGGAACAGCCAACGGCAGCAUCUCCAGUCGCCUCACGACACGACCGCAGGUGCAAUGCCUCAAACCAGAAAGCGUGCCCUAAUGGGAUUGAGACAUCGAAAUUCACAAUCGGGCAGAACUGCGGCAUUCCAAACUUCGGGAGACCGCGAUAUGCUAGCCCAGAGGCGCUAUGCUGGGACUCCUGGCUCCGAUCUCUAUACCGCUCGAGCGGCCGUCGAAAUGCCCGUGGAUCCGCGGCCCGCAAUACCGUGGUCAGCACGACUCACGACUCAUGAGGGAUGCACGUGUUUCGUAUGUUGCCGUCCCAAUACCGAAUGCAAUGUUUCAGCGACUGUCUCGAUGGCCGACCGAAACUCGGAGUCGGUUCGCUUCGAACUUCCGUGGGUCCUCGACGCAGUCUUCUGUUAUCAACUGGGAGACCAGCUUGAUGGAGAAGACACAAGCUACCAAGCGUGAUACAAACAAGGGAAAAUGGUCUUUGAGAAGAAGUUCCGGGUGCUAUCUUGAACAGUGGUGACCCGGAUGGAAGGGAAGGAUAUCAUCUUGCCAUUUCGAGGCGCCUUCGAUCGUUUUCUCGCUGCCUCGAUGUCGCCGGCCUUGCCGCAAUGCUUGAAGGGGAAGCCUCAAUAUCAGGAAGUCCUGAAAAGGCAGUAUGUGUCCUUUACGAGAAUCCGGGCAGAGUUGAGAACAUCAUCUCAUUCUCUCGUAAUAUGUUGUAGUACACAGAAUGUACAGUGGACUAUACAAACAGCCAGAAUAUCCCCCCAUUCUUACCAGCUGCCAUAAUUAAUCAUCAUCAUCGAAAACCUCAUCUCCUUCUUCCUCGGUAACACUCCUCAACCUCAAAAUUUCCCUCUCCAAUCCCUCGUACCUUCCCUUCAACUUGACACUGAUCUUCUUGAAAUCCUCAGCACUGACUUUCCCCUCUUCCAAUUCUUGGCGCAGUUCCCUCGCAACAUCCAUCAAAACUUUCAUUCCCUUCUCCACCAUCCUCUCGAAUUCCGGGACUUGUCUCCAGAAAAUCUCACCGUAUCGCGCUUUGUCGAGCAUUUCUCUCAGCAUUCGGUGGGCAUUAAUAGCAAGGACGAUGUCGAUGUGGCGUUCAAGUGAUAUGAUCUUCUCAUUCAUCGAGGAGAUUUCGGACUCGGUCAAAGGGAUCUCUUUUCCGUUAUCGAGAACUUUGUAGCCACGGUCGAGGAGCUCGCGAAGACGUGUGAUAUCCUUCUGGUUCUUGAGAAGAUGCAUGACGCGGCUUUGGUACACGUAAAGAUCGAAUUUACCGUCGGGUUUGUACUUUUCGUCGCGGGUGGAGAGGUAGUCGGAGACUGUUGACUGGGCGGUAGAGGGGUCGAGGAUUGCGGAGAGAUCGUUCGUGUCAGAAAAUGUGAAGGUGGAAGCGAAACGGCGGGUCUGUAGUGGUAUGCCCAGGAUGUCCAUAGGCCGGCGGGUGAAAGUCGAGAAGGGCCUUGUAAUCUGAGUGUUUGGGCCAGCGGGUGUUGGGCUCGGAGUCGAGGCCGAUGUCACUGUCGAUUCUGACCUUCCUCUAUCCUUGGUGUCAGGUUGGGGAUGCGGAGUCUCGUCAUGCUCCCCGUCUUCAGAAUUGAAUGCCUCGUAUACAUCAGCUGCUUCUUCGCGUCUGACCUGUUCUCUUGUUGUAGCGAGCGCGGUAUAGACAGAAUCUUCAGCCAAAUCCUCAUCGACCUGGGUUUCCUGCUUAUGCUUACGGCUCUGCGAAGCAAUUGCACCAGAGUCGAUGUCCUCGCCCAGCUUGAGAGGAUCAAGUUCAAUUCCCGCAGCUGCGACCUCUGCUCGUGGAAGAUGGUCACGAUUUGCAUCAUAGCUUUCUUUCUUGUCAACACGCGUGUAAUCGGGCACGAUCUUGUCUCCUCCGCCGCGAAAGCCCCUCAUUGCGUAGCUCAGAGCAAGUCGAUUCUCGCUUCCUUCCAGAUGCGACCACCCAAAGACCUUACCGACUACAAUGACGUGAUCUUCAACUUCAAUGCACUUGUUCAAUAGUAGAUCAGCCUCAAAGGCGGCCUCGAUUCCGCCACCUGUCCUGUCUGCGAGCUUUCCCGGUCGCCUUCCUCGGGACACCUCUCCUACAUAUACAUCCAUCUCUCGUAAUUUUAGAAAUCCAGUAUGAGGUCGCUCAUAGGGACGCGUGAAGGUUUCAGCAAUCGCGGCUCCUCUCGGGUUUGACGCCAAGAAGUGUACAAUGAAUUGCUUAGUGAAGCGAAUCGCAUCCCAGGUACGCGAAGGGAGUUUGAGGUUGAAGCUUACGACUGGCUGUGGCUUCAUGGUUACCGCGCUGAAUGAAGACACUGUUGCUCCACGAGCCCCUUGUAAAUACCCAUCUGAUCCCUCGUUUGAGUCUGGUACAUCCACCGGGCUCAUGUUGCGGCGGCCUGACGUUACGAGCACUACAGGGUGUGUCAACGUGCGCAAGGUGCCGCGAACCUUUUCAACCAGCCCUUGGAGUUCCUCGGGAUGCGCUGGUCUGCGCGCCGUCACCACUUCAUGCUCUGGAUAGUUGUAGUACUUGCACAGAUAAUCGAGUCUCUGGCGGAAAAUUCUUUGCGCCAGCGAGGUGCCAUCCAGGGUGCCAGUAAAGGUCAACGAGUUCUUUGCUUUCUUGACAUGGAUAAUUGUUCUCACGUAGCGCCUGUACCCAUCGACAUACUCUUGCAGAAGUGUACGACAGAGCUCGGCUGCAUUCGGCCCAUGCACAAAGACUUCAUAAGCCCGAUCUUGAGCACGUUUGCCUAUGAUCUCUGCGACUGUACUCGCGGACUUCUCGAGCUCGUGAGAUCCGAGACCGUGAUCGUUGCAGACUUUGUCGAUUCUGUCCUGAAGACUCUUCUGACACUGCUCAAUUCGUGACAUUUUCCCAGUUACGAUCAGCUCGUUCCUGGGUCCAAGAUGUGCGUACACAUCGUGCUCAAUGGCAUCUGGCUCGACUAACGUGCUCAAGUUCACGAUUUUGUUAAAUUCUGCGGAUCGUGGGCCAACGACGUGGAAGCGGCAGAAGUAAAAAUGGUCUGCAGGUAGACCUAUAAUGUCAUGAGAAGUCGGUUGCCAGGCGAGGUUUUCCAGCUUUAAUGAUCUUGCGCCAUACUUCGUUUCCGGCGGCAAUUCAACCUGCCUUAUCUUCAACGGUGCUGGAGGGAAGGGGCCGCUGGUUUGGGGUAUGUCUUGUGAUGGAGCGGGAGUUUCUUCCAGCUCUUGCGGUAUGCUUGGUGACGGAGUGGGAGUUUCUUUCCGCUCAUGGUGCGCCAUGUAGCUGAAAAUGUUACCCCUUGAGUGCAUGACCGCGUUCAUGUCACCUGAGAUGAAAAGAGACCGUGCCAUGGCUGUGUCAUCCGACAGUGCCCUGGUGGGCCUCUGCUCUGGCUCACCAACGGUGAUGCUGACUUUGUGCUUUCCAGCAAAACCCUCAACGCUAUUUUGGGCAAGGAACAUCGCCCAGUCAUUCUCGGAAAGGCACAAUUCAAUUUGCAAAUAAGAACCCUCUGCCUGUCUGACCGCGUACCCACGGGGCACCAAGUGGCUGGAUGGCGUCUCUGCUUGCGAGGAGACUCUGAAGUCUCUUUCGAAUCUCUGUCGCUUAGACUUAGUUGGGCUAGCGCUGUCCAUGUCAGGAUCCGUCGACGCUGUUUUGUUAGUCUGUAUCACGAUAUCUGAUUUGUACGCCAGAAGCUCAUGAAACGUCCGAGCAACUGCCAGAUACGUCCCUGAGACGAGCACAGAAACAAUCUUCGCGUCCUCCAGACCUUGAACUUUCACAGGCGCUGAUAGUUGCUGCACUUCUAUCCUCGAAUCGAACGACAAGACGAGUGUCUCCAACCCAGAUCUAUAUUCUCCUUUGAGCCGCUCAAGGUCCUGGUCCAGCACUGGCACCUCGAGCAUUAUCCCCAUUUCCGAGCGAUAUCUCACGACUUCUUCCCAAGGUUGCAGCGUAUUGAAUGGUUUGUCUGUGGCCUGGUGUACCGGAGCAUUCUUCCAUCGCUCGAUAUACUUUUGAAGUUCGCGCAUUUUGGGGAGAGGUCUUCCAAUUGCUGCCUCGUAUGCGAACUGAAGCUUUUCCUCUGCAUCCGGUAUUCCAAUGGCUGUUCGCUCUCGUGGCGAGUCGAAGUGUUGUGUCCACUGUCUCUCAUCGUGGGGCGCGCGUAGAACUUCUCUGCCAUGUUCUCGCUGUGCAUGGCGCCUCGAUUUUCUAAGGAACGCUUUGCGAUUCGCGGCGGUCGAGUGGAAGCCAUGGCUGCAAGUUCGUUCGGCACCCACUUCGGCGGGCGAAGUGAGUAGUGUCCAUUCGUAGAAGGCUCGAUAGAAGCGGCGCGAAGCCACACUCAUCCGUGUCAUCGAUCAGUGGGAGG